AAUCUUUUGGCGGUUGCACUUUGGGUUUAUGUUUAUAUUUAUUAUUGUUCAAUGUUUUAUGAUUAAAGUAAAAGCUGUGUUGCAACUUGCUAACGAGUUCUUGUUCUAGUUGCAAAGAGGAGGUCCAGAAAUCUUGAUUCUAGGUUUUUAAGUCCUGGGUUUGGUUUAAUUUUAUGUUGGAUUUGUCCGGUUAUGUGUUGGUUGGUUGGUAAUAUUUGAUUAUGUUUAUGAUUGUACUUGUAACUUCCUCAAUUUAGGAAUCGAGAAACAACAGAACCCCACCGUUAAAUAUGAAUAUUUGUUCAUCUAAGCUCUAACUGCAAUAGUGUUUGCUUUUAAAUUAAGCAAAAUUUCAGUUAUGUAAUGAGAGUGACAGCCAGCCAAUCACCCCGCAUGCGUCAGUAUCCAUUGUUCUGUAUUUUUCUUAUAGGUUUGCUGUUUUCACAUUGCUGCAAAUGUACCCAUAUGCUUGAUUUAUUUUGUAGCAAGAAUAGUCUACUGAAGUGUCUGCCUUUGAGUUAUUUCUAUGGAAAACGAAGCAAUUAAGGCUGAUAGAUUAUCCAAAUUCAGCCUUCACAAUCAUGUUCAUUUCCAGUCCUUUCAUGCUGAUUUUUAAGAAUAUGCUUCAGAAGGAUUAAGAGGGUUCAAAGUCUUAAUUUGGGAAUUGUAUCUCAGGCAUGCUUGGACCUUGGUUUUUUUUAUCUUGUAAAUCAUGGUGUGGAGGAAGAACUGCUUAAGAAAGUUUUUGAGCAGAGUAAGAAGUUUUUCUCACUCCCAGUUGAAGAGAAGAAAAAGUUUGCUGUCAAGAAUCACAGAGGUUAUACAGAAAUGUGACUCUAAAGAAGGCUUCUAUGUUGGCACAUUAGCUGAAAAUCACCAGAAUCAAUGGCCUUCUGAAGAAGAUCUGCCAUCUUGGAGAAGCACAAUGGAGGCUUACUAUGAAAAAGUAUUGUCUGCUGGGAUGAAGUUAAUUUCUUUGGUUGCCCUGGCUUUGAACUUGGAUGAAGAUUUCUUUCAAAAAUUGGGAGCAUUGAAUGAACCAAUGGCAUUUUUGCGCUUGUUACACUAUCCAGGGGACGUGGACUCUUCCAGGGAAGGAGUAUAUGGUGCUUCUGCACAUUCGGAUUAUGGAAUGCUCACUCUUCUGCUGACUGAUGGUGUUCCAGGGCUUCAGGUUUGCAGGGAGAAAUCCAAGCAACCACAAGUUUGGGAGGAUGUGCCAAGCAUGAGUGGGGCAUUCAUCGUUAACAUCGGGGACAUGAUGGAGAGGUGGACUAAUUGUUUGUUCCGGUCAACAAUGCACCGAGUGAUGCUAACAGGAGAAGAACGCUACUCUGUAGCAUUCUUUGUAGAACCCAACAAAGACUGUAUAGUGGAAUGCUUGGAGAGUUGCUGCAGUGAGUCUUGUCCCCCAAGGUAUAGAUUUCCACCUAUCCGUAGCUCAGACUACCUGGAAGAGCGCUUCAGACUUGCAGCUACGGCUUCUGCUGAAAAUCAUCGGAUUAACAUUUAACAGCUACAAUUAGUAAUCCUUCACAGUUAUGGAGCGCCUCAAUAAUGUAGGAACAAUGACUGUUGAUAGACUCAUACAUACUUGAUCUUCAAGUGAAACAAAAGAAACUUGCUUUUGUGCUUUGCCACCAAAAAUGCAUCCAAUUAUAUUUAUUCUUCUGUUCUUGGUUGUUCUCCCUGUACAUUAUAAGAUUAGAUCCGAAUCCCAUCCAAUAAAAGCUCAUGAAAGUGAGGUUUAA
Durio zibethinus is the source of this 1751-nucleotide messenger RNA. NCBI's taxonomy places the organism in Eukaryota, Viridiplantae, Streptophyta, Magnoliopsida, Malvales, Malvaceae. The record is from RefSeq and is a predicted model, not a curated record.